Molecule: messenger RNA, 486 nt
Organism: Sinocyclocheilus rhinocerous
Lineage: Eukaryota; Metazoa; Chordata; Actinopteri; Cypriniformes; Cyprinidae
Product: zinc finger C3H1 domain-containing protein-like
Exons: 3
Coding region: 1-456 (151 amino acids)
Cellular component (GO): nucleus; exosome (RNase complex)
Molecular function (GO): protein binding
Source: RefSeq, a predicted model, not a curated record
AUGGCUGACAUUACAGUACCUCUCCUAGUCCAGUUAAGCAGCAGCAUCGCUCUCUUCUGUGUGUGCAGCUCUGUGGCAGAGUGUCUGGACGCGGCGCUGAACACGCUGUCCCGUGCGCUGGAGGACAACCGCGAGGACACUGAGGUGUGGUGUCACUAUCUGACGCUGUUCUCGCGGCGCGGCAGCAGAGAAGAGGUUCAGGAGAUGUGUGAGAUGGCCGUGGAGCACGCGCCGCACUAUGACGUCUGGUGGACUUACAUGAGCGUUGAGAGCGGUUUCGAGGGGAAGGAUUACCUGUGUGGGCGUCUGGUUUCACACCUGCUGGAGGCGUCACAUGACGUCAGGUCGGAUGUGCAGUCGUUCCAGCUGCUGGAGUCAGUGCUGUUCAGAGUUCAGCUCAGUGUGUUCACAGGCCGUCAGCACAGCGCUCUCAGCAUACUCAAGGUACCAGUCUAAUCUACAUAAACAUAUACCACUGGCAGAUGA